Messenger RNA from Manis javanica (Malayan pangolin), 2210 nucleotides. NCBI's taxonomy places the organism in Eukaryota, Metazoa, Chordata, Mammalia, Pholidota, Manidae. The record is from RefSeq and is a predicted model, not a curated record.
CUCUGAGCUAAGAGCUAGGGGAAGUAAACCAAGCCCCAGAGACCAUUCCAGGAAGCCUGCUGCAGAGAAGAUCGAAGUAGCACCAUGUCUUCCCCCACCCCUGAGGAUAUCCCCCAGGAGCCUGAGCCCUUAACCUCUAAGAAGAAAAAGAAGAAGAGACGGUGGCCACAGCAAGAGGCCAGCAUCCAAGCCCUCACCAGGGCAGGCCAUGGGGCCCUGCUGGCUGGCCAGAGCCACAAGGCCUUGACCAACUUCCAGAGGGCCUUCCUCCUGGCCUCCAAGGUCCCACAAACCAGGGACACCUCUGUGCUCCGGGCCUGUGCCUUCAAUCUGGGGGCUGCCUACGUGGAGACUGGGGACCCAGCCAUAGGUCUCGAACUGCUCCUGCGAGCCCAACCUGAAGAGAAGGCACUGGGCAAGUGUCACGGUGACCAGUGUUUCAAUGUGGCUUUGGCCUACCACGCCCUGGGUGAUCUGCCUCAAGCUCUGGCCUGGUACCACAUGUCUCUGGGCCCCUACCAGCCACUAGGUGACCAGGGGCAAGCCCAGGCAAAAAUGGGAGCCUGUUACCAGGCUCUGGGACAGCCUGAGCCAGCAGCCCACUGCCUGCAGGAAGCAAGCCGGGCCUAUGGCCAAGCAGGGCAGCCCCGGGCUGCAGCCCUGGCCUUGGGGGCUGCGGCAGGAUGCAUGCUGAAGAAUGGGCAGCACGGGGUGCGUGAGGUGGUACAGGUGCUGGAGGAGAGCUGGAGGCUUGCUGAGAGGAGCACUGAGCAGGGACUGCUGGGGCAACUCUAUAACGACCUUGGCCUAGGCUACUCCAAGCUCCAGCUGUUCCCGCUGGCAGCAGAGGCCUUCCUGCAGGCCCUGCCCCUGUGCCAGGGGCUCGGAGAGGAGGCCACGGUGCUAAGAAACCUUGGGAUGGCCCACAAUGCCCUUGGCAACUACCAGGAAGCCCGGGACUUUCACCAGAGGGCUGCCAACCUGCAUGGCUCUGUGGGGCAGCGUUGGGAGCAGGGCCGGAGCUUCGGCAGCCUGGCAUUUGCACUGAGCCAGCUGGGGGACCACGAAGCUGCCAGAGACAACUACCUGCACGCUCUGCAGGCUGCACAGGAUGCUGGUGACGUGAAGGGGCAGUGGCAGGCCUGUGAGGGGCUGGGGGCUGCUGCAGCCAGACUGGGGCAGCACGAUCAGGCCCUGAGGCACUAUAAGGAAGCUCUGGCCCGGUGUCAGAAGGAGCCAGAUCCCGUGCGGGAGCGUUUGGUGGCCAAGCUGGCGGACACCAUGAGGACCCAUGUAGCCCAGCGUGGGCUGGUCCCUACUCACACUCUGAGGUUGGCUCCAGAGAGGCCCCAGGCUCCAGGUGGGGCCUGCUGCACAGUGACUCCAGCCAGGGUGGGAAGGGGCACAGCGCAUGGGCAGCACAGAUCUUCAAAUGGGUGGGAAGAAGAAGAGUUAGAGGGGGUGCACCAGGCAAAAGAGGAAGAGGAGCUGGUGAAGGUUCCCAUGGAGUCCUGGGCACCGAGACUGGAGCGUCCAGGACCCAGGGCCCAUCUUCCAUUUGGAGGCCAAGGGCCCCUCAGAAUGGAGCACCCUGGUAUUCUGGUACCCCAUGGCCCCCAAGCCAACAGCACAGUGAACAACCCUCACCCAGCUCUGGGGGCCCGGGGUGGUCCCUGCCUCCUGCCUGGCCUGACUGUAGGCUUCAGGGAAAGGGAGCGUCCUGCUGAAAGGGGGGAAAUGCAGCUUAAGCCUCCUGCCUCCCACCCUGGAACCCACCAGCAGAGGUCCUCCAAAGAGCCCGGGGAAACCCCCAGCGGGAACUCUCAGAGGAGACCCACCGGGUCUGGGUUCUGCACAGUCACGUGACCCCGCCCUGCUGGCCACAGCCCUGGCCUCUGUGGCAGCUCCUCAACACACACACUUGAGGGUUUCUAGAGACCAGGGCCCUCCCUGGUUGUCCAGUGCUGUGUGGACACGGAACACAAGAUGGUCAUGAAGUGCGCUCCUGAACCGGCUGGACAAGGGCUUUGCUGGACAAGCACUGUGUUUGCUCUUUAGGGUUUUUGGACUGAAUAGGCAAAAAAAAAGAAAAGGAGAUGGUGAAUUUCCCUCUUUUCUGUCUGGGUCAAACUUCGUGACAGCUAUGGCCCUUGCCAGUUCUAAAGCCUAAGACAUCUUGGUCAAGAGGCUUUGGAAAUAAUGUAAAUCAA